Molecule: messenger RNA, 636 nt
Organism: Colletotrichum higginsianum IMI 349063
Lineage: Eukaryota; Fungi; Ascomycota; Sordariomycetes; Glomerellales; Glomerellaceae
Product: C6 transcription factor
Exons: 2
Coding region: 1-636 (211 amino acids)
Biological process (GO): regulation of DNA-templated transcription
Molecular function (GO): DNA-binding transcription factor activity, RNA polymerase II-specific; zinc ion binding
Source: RefSeq, a predicted model, not a curated record
AUGACCGACCAUCACCGUUACCGGGAGAUUCGUCCCGUGUUCGAGCUCAGCUCCGGUGAUGACAGUGUAUCCAGCCUCGGCAAGGGCCGAAAGAGACCGUUCGAUGAGGCGCUGGGCCACUCUCAGCGCUCAUCGGCCUCGAAGCCGACGCCCAAGAGACGCAACGCGCUGGUCGCCUGUGAAAGCUGUAAGAAACGGAAGACCAAGUGUUCUGCCGGCCGACCCAGUUGCUCCAGCUGUGCAAACAGAGGCAUCGAGUGUCGGUAUACCGCCGACCCAUCCGAAUCGCGCGCUGCGUCAAUGAAGAGACGACACGACGAAAUGGCCAGCCGCAACACCUCCUUGCACGAAUUCUUCUCGGCGAUGCGAUCCAUGCCGGAUGAGCACGCAUACGAAAUCUUCAGCAGAAUCCGGUCGGGAGUAUCGGCCGAGGACAUCAUACAUGAAAUCGAGGUGGGAUGUCUGCUGGUGAAGUUGUCUGCAUCAACAAAUCCGGAGGCGCCUCGGUUGGAGCCAGAAGUGGCCGAGGUCGAGGUCGAGGUCGAAGUCGAGAGCCCGGCGCCCAAGGCAAAUACAUUCGAUAUGAGUUGGGCAUACCCCCCCUGGGCUCAUCGACGACCCAUGAGUGUUACGUAG